Molecule: messenger RNA, 399 nt
Organism: Suillus discolor
Lineage: Eukaryota; Fungi; Basidiomycota; Agaricomycetes; Boletales; Suillaceae
Exons: 4
Coding region: 1-399 (132 amino acids)
Source: RefSeq, a predicted model, not a curated record
AUGUCCGAUGCCAAAGUGUCAGGUCCAAUGUUUUUGGGUUUUGGGUCAGCGGGUUUUGGGUGCAGGUUUAGCGGGUUAGCAGGAAUUGCGAUAGCGAAUGUCAGGAAAGCAAAAAAAGUGGUAAUAUUCGCAAUGUCAACAAAGAACUAUGAAAUAUCGGGUUUGACCACUAAGUAUUGGGAAACGGCUCCCUACUACUUGGAUGAUGAAAAAUACUCAAGGUCAGUCCAAUAUAUAUAUGAUGGGAAAACAUGUAAUGGCACUGGCUACAAUACAGGACAGAACAUGGAUAGGACAAGUGCACAGGAUUUUGGGUCGGCCAAUGCAGCCGAAAUGUCAGGUCCACUAGUCAAAGUGUCAGGUUUGAGCGGGUUGGCCUCAGGUUACAUUGGGGAAUGA